CCCUAGUUUUGCGUUACACACUUUGCCUUGUUGCAGUCAUUAAAUUAAAACAAGAACUACUCGCCAUAGAAAAACGAUAGAAUCUGUUGCAUUUUGUAUAUCGCUAAAUAAGAAUUCUCCUCGGCCUUAUCUUGAAGACUUGUGAAGUUUAUUUAUUUUUUUGUUUAUCGAGCUUUGUUCUUGUCUGUAAGGAUCCUGGAAACUCACUUAGCUCCCAGUCAUAUCUUUACAAUUUACUUAAGAUGACUGACGUGGAUAAGUGGAUCGAGAUCGCGAAGCGGUGUAAAUAUCUACCUGAGGAUGAUCUAAGGGAGCUGUGCAAUAUCGUCUGUGAUUUGUUACUGGAAGAGCCAAAUGUCCAGCCGGUGCAGACGCCUGUUACGGUCUGUGGAGACAUACAUGGACAGUUCUAUGAUUUGGAAGAACUGUUCAACAUAGGCGGUCAAGUGCCACAAACCAAGUACAUAUUCAUGGGGGACUAUGUGGACCGCGGAUAUUAUAGUCUCGAAACACUCACCUUGCUCAUGGCUCUGAAAGCUAGGUAUCCAGAUAGAAUCGUGUUGCUAAGAGGCAACCAUGAAACAUCACAAAUAACCAAAGUGUAUGGAUUUUACGAUGAAUGUUUUAACAAAUAUGGCAAUGUGAACGCUUGGAAAGACUGUUGUAGGGUGUUUGAUCUACUGACGGUGGCGGCGUUGAUAGACGAGACAGUACUCUGCGUGCACGGCGGUCUAUCUCCAGAGAUAUCGAUGAUCGACGAAAUACGUUGCAUAGACAGAAACCAGCAGAUCCCCCACAAGGGAGCCUUCUGCGACCUGCUCUGGUCCGACCCGGCGGAUGUAGAUAUGUGGUCAGUAAGCCCCCGAGGUGCGGGUUGGCUGUUCGGCAGCCACGUGACUGAGCUUUUUAUGAACUACAAUAAUUUGAAUUUGAUAUGCCGGGCCCAUCAGCUCGUCAAUGAAGGCUACAAAUACAUGUUCGACAAGCGGCUAGUGACCGUCUGGUCAGCCCCCAACUACUGCUAUCGCUGCGGGAACGUCGCUUCAAUAAUGGAGUUCAAAACGGUCUCGUUCCGAGUUGCAAAGCUAUUCCAAGCAGUCCCCGACGCCGAGAGAGAAGUGCCCCCACAGCACACCACCCCGUAUUUCUUAUAAGGAUAAAUGAAGUAUUACAAUAUGUAGUGAAAUAAUUAUCAAUUGUAUGUAAUAUUUUGUAUAAUAAAUUGUUGCACAUUUUA
This is a messenger RNA of Leguminivora glycinivorella, 1237 nucleotides long. RefSeq names its product serine/threonine-protein phosphatase 6 catalytic subunit (gene PpV). Lineage: Eukaryota; Metazoa; Arthropoda; Insecta; Lepidoptera; Tortricidae. The record is from RefSeq and is a predicted model, not a curated record. Gene Ontology annotation, biological process: peptidyl-serine dephosphorylation; G1/S transition of mitotic cell cycle. The transcript is spliced from 6 exons. Gene Ontology annotation, cellular component: cytoplasm. Bases 243 to 1154 code for a protein of 303 amino acids. Gene Ontology annotation, molecular function: protein serine/threonine phosphatase activity.